Molecule: messenger RNA, 978 nt
Organism: Lachnellula hyalina
Lineage: Eukaryota; Fungi; Ascomycota; Leotiomycetes; Helotiales; Lachnaceae
Product: Endo-1,3(4)-beta-glucanase
Exons: 1
Coding region: 1-978 (325 amino acids)
Biological process (GO): glucan catabolic process
Molecular function (GO): hydrolase activity, hydrolyzing O-glycosyl compounds
Source: RefSeq, a predicted model, not a curated record
AUGCAUACUUCAAAUUCUCUGAUCCGCCUCAGCGCGGCACUUUGCCUUGCUGCCGGUACAGCAAAGGCCUACACACUCACGGAUACGUUCGACAAAAGCAACUUCUUCCAAGAUUUCAACUUUUUCACCGCCGCCGACCCUACUACAGGCUUCGUCAAGUACGUGGGGGCAGCCGCUGCAAACACUUCGGGCCUUGCGGGGUACAGCAACAACGCUGUCUAUCUCGGCGUUGAUCACACAACUAUGAACCCUACUGGUGGUCGGGAGUCUGUCAGGGUCACAUCGAAUAAAGCGUAUACCCACGGACUCUUCGUAGCCGACUUGGCUCACGCGCCGGACUCGGAAUGUGGUGUCUGGCCAGCAUUCUGGACCGUGGGUCCGAACUGGCCUGCAUCAGGGGAGAUUGAUAUUAUGGAAGGAAUCUCGGACAGUGUCACAAACAGCGCCACGCUACACACCUCGUCCGGAUGCACCAUGCAGUCGACAGGGGCCCUGGCAUCCAGCAAACUCAACGAUGGAAACUGCAGCAGCGACACCGGCUGCGGAAUGAGCACCAACGACACCUCGAACUACGGCACGGGCUUCAACGCUGCAGGCGGCGGUGUCUACGCCAUGGAAUGGACAUCCCAAGCCAUCAAAGUCUUCUUCUUCCCUCGCGCCGCCGGCAUCCCCAGCGACAUAACCUCUGGGUCUCCCAACCCCACAAGCUGGAGCUCGCCCAUCGCGGCCUUCAGCGGCAGCGGUUGCAACAUCGACCAGCAUUUCAUGAACCACAACCUCAUCUUCGACACGACAUUUUGCGGACAAUGGGCUGGUAAAGUCUGGAGUCAAAAUACAAAGUGCAGCGCUCUGGCUCCCACUUGCGACGCCUACGUUGCGGCCAAUCCGGCGAAAUUCGCCAGCAGUUACUGGUUGAUCAACUCGGUGAAGGUCUACCAGGCUUCUGCUGCCAAGAGAGGCGUUGCCUUCGAAGCGUAA